This is a messenger RNA of Brachypodium distachyon (stiff brome), 1398 nucleotides long. Its product is annotated as protein G1-like4. The record is from RefSeq and is a predicted model, not a curated record. The coding region runs from base 255 to 884 and encodes 209 amino acids. The transcript has 3 exons. Gene Ontology annotation, cellular component: nucleus. NCBI's taxonomy places the organism in Eukaryota, Viridiplantae, Streptophyta, Magnoliopsida, Poales, Poaceae. Gene Ontology annotation, biological process: response to light stimulus; mRNA transcription.
CCCUAAAAAUAGCAGCAGCAUACAAUUCCCCGCACCAUCACAAACAGAUGAUGAAGCUGCUGCUCUCCCAGCAUCUCCCCAGUCACCAGAUGGACCUAUGAGGGAGCCAGCACAAGCAAUUAACUGUGGCUGUUACCUCUGAGCUCUCAAGCCAACCUCCACUUGCACUAGCUUAUUAGAUCCCCAGCAAUUCUGACAGCACCAAACAAAGAUCAGCUGCGCCAACACCAUCGUCAAAGCUAGCUAGCUGAACCAUGGAUCAUCACCUGAAGGCGAACCCAGACAGCCCUCUGUCGGGAGGAGGAGGGAGCAACAGCAGCGGCGUCGGCGGCUCCAGCAGCAGCAGCAUCACCUCGUCGCCCUCCUCCGUGGGCAACACCCCGCAGUCGCCGAGCCGGUACGAGGCGCAGAAGCGGCGCGACUGGAACACGUUCGGGCAGUACCUCCGGAACCACCGGCCCCCGCUGAGCCUGGCCCAGUGCAGCGGCGCCCACGUCCUGGAGUUCCUGCGGUACCUGGACCAGUUCGGCAAGACCAAGGUGCACGCCUCGGCCUGCCCCUUCUUCGGCCACCCGACCCCGCCGGCGCCCUGCCCGUGCCCGCUCCGCCAGGCCUGGGGCAGCCUCGACGCGCUCGUGGGCCGCCUCCGGGCCGCCUACGAGGAGAACGGGGGCAGCCCGGAGUCCAACCCAUUCGCGGCCCGCGCCGUCAGGCUCUACCUCCGCGAGGUCCGCGAGCACCAGGCCCGCGCCCGCGGCGUCAGCUACGAGAAGAAGAAGCGCAAGAAGCCGCAGCCGCAGCUGCUUCUGCAGCACCCGGGCGACAGCAGCGGCGGCGGCUUCCGUCAGCCCCCUCCCGGCCCGCCUCCGGCCACCGGCUGCUGAAAUGCAUGCGCCGACGACCAGAUCGACCAGCCGGCUAGCCUGCACGUCGGUCGAUCUCCUGCACCAUUUGGCCGGUAUGCCAUAUAUGCCAGCCAGAUAUAUUUUAUGUACGUUAAGUUCGCGUAUGCAUGCAUGCAUGCGCAUGGUUAUCGGUCUUGCACUUCUGAUUAUUUGUUGCGUGUGUACUCAGCCCGUAGCACAACUGUAGUAGUCGUACUACAUUGCUUGUGUUUCGAUGAAUCUCUGUUGGCUUUAGCUUUGGUUACGUUUGUAGUGGUCGAGUUCAUUUGCUUGUCGUAGUCAGUGAAUUAAUUAAAUGACUGUUGUACUGUCGAUCUGAAGUCUGAACUGAGGUGUCUAGCUUGAAGGGGGCAUGGGAGAUGCACACAUAUAUGUAUGGCCUGAGAUCUCUCUCCUGCUAGCAGCUGUACUACGUGUGUGUGGUCGUUCGUGCAAGAUGUAAAAGUCUGUGCAGUGUUCCGACGUCGUCCUUGUUCUGCGCAUCAUGUGUCAA